Spinacia oleracea (spinach) is the source of this 1696-nucleotide messenger RNA. Its product is annotated as putative glucose-6-phosphate 1-epimerase. Gene Ontology annotation, biological process: carbohydrate metabolic process. Gene Ontology annotation, molecular function: carbohydrate binding; glucose-6-phosphate 1-epimerase activity. Gene Ontology annotation, cellular component: cytoplasm. The coding region runs from base 263 to 1222 and encodes 319 amino acids. Lineage: Eukaryota; Viridiplantae; Streptophyta; Magnoliopsida; Caryophyllales; Amaranthaceae. The transcript has 9 exons. The record is from RefSeq and is a predicted model, not a curated record.
GAGGGAUCGUGGUAAGUCCCGUGACCGAUUUACCGGCCGUCCGGCUCAUACGGUAUCCGAAUAUGUCUGACACGCCGGGGUGGAAAAUAUCGUUUAAACGAAACAUAUGCGGACAAAAUUGCCAAAAGGGAAUCUGUACGAAAACUUUACGGAUUUUGUUACCAACUGACAAAGAGGAGAGAGAGAGAAAAAAAAAAAAAAAAAAAAAGAAAGAGAAAGAGAGCGGGUGAAGGUUGAGCGAGUUUUGUGAAGGAAGAUAGCUAUGGCGUCUUCAACAAGCGAACAACGGAAUCCUCUGGUUCCAGUCGAGUACACUAAAGGCGUUAAUGGCCUUGACAAGGUUAUUCUUCGCGGGCUUCGUGGCGUCUCUGCCGAGAUGUACCUCUAUGGAGCUCAUGUCACUUCUUGGAAGAACGAGCAUAAACAGGAGUUACUUUUCGUAAGCAACAAGGCUAUCUUCAAGCCCCCAAAACCAAUUCGUGGAGGCAUAUCAAUAUGUUUCCCUCAGUUUGACACUCUUGGUUACGUUGGAGCUCAUGGAUAUGCUAGGAAUAGAGUUUGGAGUGUUGAUCCCAACCCACCGCCUUUACCCAUGACUUCACCUACUAAUUCUUAUGUUGAUUUGCUGCUAAAGCCCUCUGAAGAAGAUCUGAAGAUUUGGCCUCACAGUUAUGAGUUUCGUCUGAGAAUAAGCUUGGGUCCUGGAGGAGAGCUGUUGCUGACAUCACGUGUUAGAAAUAUUGAUUCGAAGCCGUUCUCCUUUACAUUUGCUUAUCACACCUAUUUCUCUGUUUCAGACGUCAGUGAAGUCAGGGUAGAAGGACUAGAGACUUUGGAUUAUCUUGACAACACGAAGAACAGGGAGCGCUUUACUGAACAAGGGGAUGCCAUCACAUUUGAAGGAGAAGUUGACAAGGUAUAUCUCAGCACGCCCUCUAAGAUUGCAAUCCUGGAUCAUGAAAGGAAAAGGACAUAUGUGAUUCGUAAAGAUGGACUACUAGAUGCUGUGGUGUGGAAUCCUUGGGACAAGAAGGCUAAGGCCCUUGCUGAUUUUGGAGAUAAUGAGUACAAACAUAUGUUGUGUGUGGAAGCUGCUGCAAUCGAAAGGCCAAUCACACUCAAGCCAUGUGAGGAGUGGACAGGCAGACAGGAAAUAUCUACUGUUCCAUCUAGUUACUGUAGUGGGCAGCUUGAUCCUCAGAAAGUUCUUAUGGGAAACUGAAGUUGUCAUCAACAUCUUGUACAGGGUGCGUCUUUGUUGGUGUUCUUUGUCAGUGCUCUUUGCAUAAUGAAGUCGGAGCAUUGAAGUAGGAUUCAUGCAGGGUUUACUCCAUCAAGUCUUUGUUUUCCUGGGUUUUCUACAGCGGGUAUACUGCGGAUUUACUCAGUUGAGAACUUGGUCAAAUAAUAUCGCGUUAUAAAUAGAUGACUAUUUUUGGUGGCAUGUCAAGGCGGAACAUGUGCGUAGACUAUUAGAGUCAAUACACCACUGAUUGAGGUUACAGAACUUGCAAAAUGUAGAUGAACAAAAGCUGUUGCUUUCCUUUUUGACAUAAAUUUUGAAAGCAUAGAUUCUGAUUUUUGAAGCAUAUAGAUUUAUGUUAACAAAUUGAUCCUAAACUCAGGGCCUUUAUCUUAUUUCAAUUGGGUUUGGUUUAAUUGCUGAAUGAAUUGCACAGCGCAUGGUUGCAUAUGA